Molecule: messenger RNA, 1184 nt
Organism: Photinus pyralis (common eastern firefly)
Lineage: Eukaryota; Metazoa; Arthropoda; Insecta; Coleoptera; Lampyridae
Product: ribosome biogenesis regulatory protein homolog
Exons: 4
Coding region: 112-1137 (341 amino acids)
Biological process (GO): ribosomal large subunit export from nucleus; ribosome biogenesis; ribosomal large subunit biogenesis
Cellular component (GO): nucleus; preribosome, large subunit precursor; nucleolus
Molecular function (GO): protein binding
Source: RefSeq, a predicted model, not a curated record
GAAAAGAGAGGUUAUGUUGAUGGUUUGCGAGGUUAUGUUUUUGUUCAUUUCUGAAAACCACAUUUUGGGUUUGUGCAUUUAGUGAAUUUCGUUAUAUGUAGUACAUUGAGAAUGAACGCUUAUAUAUCUAAUAUUGUCGACAAAUCAUUGAGAGAAACUGAAAAUUCAAUAACUGUAAACAAACAUUUACAGCUCGAAUAUGACCUAGGUACACUCUUAGCUACGGACAUCAACAGCUUGGAUUUGACACGUUUAAGAAAAGAUAAAAACGAUUACACCAAGCAAUUAUCUCGGGACAAUGUUCAAUUACUGUUUAACGAAAUUUGGAGAUUACCUACGGAUCGAGUAGAGGAGUCUAUUGUGGCCAAAUUGCCUUCGUCGAAUUUUGUUCUGCCCCGAUCGAGACCUUUACCGAAAUCGAAACCAUUAACAAAAUGGGAGCAGUUUGCGAAGGCAAAGGGCAUCAAAAAAACUAAAAAGACUAAACAAAACUGGGACGAUCAGCUAAACAAGUGGAUUCCCUCGUACGGUUACAAACGAGCGCAGGCGGACAAAGAAAAAGACUGGGUUCUGGAAGUUCCAGCCACAAGCGAUCCGAUGGAAGAUCAGUUCUUAAAGAAAAAAACCGGCAAGCGUGAAAAUGUCGCUAAGAAUGAACUUCAACGUUUGCGUAACAUCGCUAAAGCUAAAAAGAUCAAGAUCCCGCGACUCGGGUUGACAAACUCCGAGUUGUCUUCGGCUAAAGAGUUGCAAACCGCAGUGACGCUGACACGUUCUGCAACUGCCAGCUUGGGAAAAUUCCAAAACAAAUUACCUAAAGAGAAGGAAGGCCGCGGUUUACGAAGGUUAAUGCCCAAUUCUAGCGUUAAAAGUAAAUCUGGCGCAGUUUCAACUUGGGACGAAAAGCAAAAUAAUAUGAACAUCGUUAAUUCUGUGAUUAGUGGACGUCCGAAGCUUAACGUUGAGAAGGCAGUUGGUAGACAUUUAAAAUAUUCUGGGAACUCCGAUGAUAAAGAGGAGACGAGUAAAAAAUCUCAACGAAGCAGAAAACCCAUAAAUACAAAACGGAAGAGGUCCCUCCAGAAGAAUGCUCCCGGUAAAGGAAAGAAAAAAAAGGAAACGCACAAGCGCCGAUAAUUUUGUAACAUGAACUCAAAUUGUAAAUACAAAUUGUUCACUUUCGA